CGACACGCACUUGUUCUCUAUUCUAUUCUAGUGCUCUUAAGAAAAACAAAAAAGACAUAUUUAUCCACAACCAAUAAAAGAUUAGCAAUUUUUUACAGAAAAAUACAAAAAAAUGGAUAACGUAUCCAAUAAUUUUCAACCAUAGAUCCCACAAACAAUCUUCUAUUAACGGCUCCACCGUGAGAUCGCUUCUUCAGUCUUCACUCCCCCUCCAUCACUGCUACUACGCCGCCCGUUUCGGAACCUCAUCCACCUAACAACUUCAACAGCAUUGUUGUUUUUUGGAUAGUCUGAGAUUCUCAGAAUCUUACCAACUUUUUAUAGUCAUUUCUGAUACUUACAAUGGCGGAUGCUGGGAGGUCGAUCGGGACGGUUAAAUGGUUUAGCGGGCAGAAGGGGUUUGGUUUCGUCGCGCCGGAUGACGGUGGGGAUGAUCUCUUUGUACACCAAACGGAGAUCCAGACGGAGGGUUUUCGGACUCUUCGGGAGGGGCAAAGGGUGGAGUUCAAGAUCGAUAGUAGGGAAGACGGACGAAGUAAAGCUGUGGAUGUCGUCAUUCUAGCCAGAAGUUACAAACCUGGCGGCCGACGUGGAGGGAGUCGUGGUGGUGGUUAUGGUUAUAACAGGGGUGGUAGAGGCGGGAGAUUCAGCGGUGUUGGCCGUGGGGGUGAUGGAGUUGAAUGCUACAAUUGCGGGAGGAUAGGCCAUUUGGCUAGGGAUUGUUAUCGUGACAGUGGGGGAGAUGGUGGUUAUAUGGGAUACGGACGCCGCGUCGGUGGCAGAGGUCGGGGCGGCGGCGGAAGAGAGUGUUAUAAUUGCGGAGAAGUGGGUCAUCUUGCAAGAGAAUGUCCAGUUGAGCAAAGUUGAUGGAUUAUAAAUUCAUGUGCAUUUUUCAAUGAGCAGAAUUAAUGUUUCCUUACAUAAUGUUUACUUGGGUGUGAUUUUCAUUUUUUUUCUUUUUUCAAGAGGAAGAGUGGAUGAUGAUAAUGUCAUCACUUCUCUAAUUUUCUUGUUUCUCCAUCAUAUAUUCAUCUCAUCUUUAUACA
This is a messenger RNA of Sesamum indicum (sesame), 1046 nucleotides long. Its product is annotated as cold shock protein 2. NCBI's taxonomy places the organism in Eukaryota, Viridiplantae, Streptophyta, Magnoliopsida, Lamiales, Pedaliaceae. Gene Ontology annotation, molecular function: nucleic acid binding; zinc ion binding. The record is from RefSeq and is a predicted model, not a curated record.